Ruditapes philippinarum (Manila clam) is the source of this 5089-nucleotide messenger RNA. RefSeq names its product arfaptin-2-like. The transcript has 7 exons. The record is from RefSeq and is a predicted model, not a curated record. NCBI's taxonomy places the organism in Eukaryota, Metazoa, Mollusca, Bivalvia, Venerida, Veneridae. Gene Ontology annotation, biological process: intracellular protein transport; regulation of Arp2/3 complex-mediated actin nucleation. Gene Ontology annotation, cellular component: trans-Golgi network membrane. Gene Ontology annotation, molecular function: phospholipid binding; protein domain specific binding. Bases 158 to 1237 code for a protein of 359 amino acids.
GUUAAAUAGGUUUUUUCAUGUGACUAAUGUGUAUCAGUCUGGUAUGACGUCAUCGCCAACCUGUCAAUUUUUCUAUUCCUGCAUAAAUUUCUUAAAUUCUUUUAAAUUUAUUUAGUGAAUAGUCGUUUGACAUUUUGGAGCAUAUAAACCAAUAGAGAUGGCUGAUAGUAGUAUACCAGCCAGUAUGAACGGGAUGCCGAUGGACGAUGACGAGUUUGAACGUAACUUACAGGAGAUCAUGGAUGACGGUCCCACGCUCAGUGAUAGCAGCAAUACCGUUCAGAGUGGCUCCCCACAGAAACCAGUAGCUCUGUCCCAGUCAGACCACAUGCCUGAUGGAGGACAAGUACCCAUGUCACAGUCCCUUAAUUUACCACCAGUUUCAAAGCCAUCACCAGUGAUCAAGUCGCGGAGUUUGAACGGUGAUUUUGUCCCUAAGCAACAAACAAUGACACAAACAGCACAGAAUAAACUUGAACAAGUUAAAAACUGGAGUAUAAAUACAUAUAAAUGUACAAAACAAUUGUUAUCUGAGAAAUUAGGAAAAGGUUCACGGACAGUUGAUCUAGAACUUGAGGCACAGAUAGAAGUUUUGAGAGACACGAAACGAAAGUACGAGAAUAUUUUACGGUUGUCGAGGGCAUUAACAAAUCAUUUCUCCCAGGUCGUGCAAACACAGAGGGCGCUAGGUGAAGCGUUCUCGGAACAAGCUCAGAGGUCGGCCGAGUUACAGGACGAGUUCACUUACAACUGUGAGACACAGAGAGCACUUGUGAGGAAUGGAGAAACUCUGUUAGGAGCAAUGAAUUUCUUCACAUCAUCUGUGAACACGUUGAUCAGCAAAACAAUGGAUGAUACAUUACUUACAGUGAAGAACUUCGAAACAGCAAGGUCAUUGGAAAAGGAGGGGUUGGAGUUUGAUGCGUAUAGAGCUGAUAUAGAACACCUGAAUCUGGCACCAAAAGAUUCCGCCAACAUUGCUAAAAGCGAGGAAUUGAAACGCAAGUUUGAGGGACAGAAAGAGAAAUACGAUAAACUACGGGCAGAUGUGGCAAUAAAACUCAAAUUUUUAGAUGAAAAUAGGAUCAAAGUGAUGCAUAAACAGUUGUUGUUGUUUCACAAUGCGAUCUCAGCUUACUUCAGUGGCAACCAAUCGGCGCUCGAGGCAACAUUGAAACAGUUCAACAUCAAACUGAAGGCUCCAAAUGCCGAAUCACCGUCCUGGCUUGAACAGUGAUGAGUCAUCACUAUCACAAGCUAAAAUCUCACUCAUUUUUAACCAUAUACUACAUUUGUGAAAAUUGCACUUGAUAAUAAUAUUAUUUAUAUACUGUCAAUGAAGUUCUGGGCGUGGUUUGCUGGCAUGUUUUAACAGCUCAUUACGGAGCAUACAGUGUUAUGAACAUAUUAUAUCAACACAUUAUGAAAUAUGCUCCAGUGUGAAUAUUGUGAAAUAUGAAUAUCAUAAUGUAAAUAUCACAUUCGGUACUUAUGAUUUGAACUAUUUGGAACAGUUGACUUACCAUGGAAAUAAGAAGUGAUUUCUGGUGUUGAUGGAUUUUUUAGCUGCCAAGGACAAGUUCUUUUGAAAGUUAUCGAGAAUGUGAAAAAUUUAAUGCCAGCAUGUGUUUUAUGCACUUGUAAAAUUCUGGAAGUAGGUUUUGUUUUGAUGAUUAAGUUUGAAAGUAAAUGUCUUCUCUAAUCUGUUCUUUUAACUUGCUAGUCUACAUGGCUGAGUGAAUCAGGAUGAUGAUUUUGAAUCAUCUGCCCUUUAACAUUGUAUGCUCAAUUUUCAACCAGUGUUGUUAAUUUGUUCUUCAUACCAGCUAUCCACUUUACUGGUUUAAUGUCAAAGAUUAUGCCCAGAAGAGGCAAGUACGAUCUUCCUUCACCAGUUAAAACUCAGAAAUGGUCAUUCGGUUAUAUCCUGGACUAGACCCAGGGGUGUAAACAAGGAUAAGUCCCAGGGGUCUAAACAUGGAUUAGCCCCAGGGGUCUAAACAAGGAUUAGGCCCAGGUGUCUAAAUAAGGAUUAGCCCCAGGGGUCUAAAAAAGGACUAGACCCAAGUGUCUUAAACAAGGAUUAGUCCCAGGGGUCUAAACAAGGAUUAGCCCCAGGGGUCUAAACAAGGAUUAGGCCCAGGUGUCUAAACAAGGAUUAGCCCCAGGGGUCUGAACAAGGAUUAGCCCCAGGGGACUAAACAAGGAUUAGCCCCAGGGGUCUAAACAAGGAUGAGCCCCAGGCCCUUAUCUGUAGUAAUUUACUGUAUUAAAUAUAAACAAAGGGAACACAGAUUGCCAUCCAUAUGACAUUUGUGGUGUUGGUGUGAUUUUAGGACACAAAAAUAUGUCCUGAUAUCCAUUAAGUCCGAUAAUUCUUUAUUUUGGCAAAACUCUGAAUCUUGUCAUGGUAGUGGGAUCAUUUUACAUUAUUAUUUAGUAAUUUAACGUUACUGUAACCUUGUCAACAAGACUUGGGGCAGUUAGUCACAAUCACUCAGGUAGAUUGUCCUUAUAGAUGAGUCAACAUAUUCCUCAUAUGGUGGCAUACUGGCUUCUCAAGCUCGUAUCAUGAGUCUGUUACAUAAUUGGUAACCUAGCAACCAAGCACCAAGAUUCUGCUUUCUAACAGUGUUAUAUAUUUGUCAGUUCGUUAUUUUGUUAAUUGCUUUAAUUAAAGUUAUGUGGUUUGUAAAUGUAUGUUAUGCAAUAUAUUACUGUGUCAGUAUUGAUUAAUGGGAACAUUGAUUUAAAGGGGAAAAAGAAGAAAGCCAUUAGAUUUUGCACUGGGGAAUUUAAAAGUGGCUUACUCCACAUGCAGGUGAUAAUCUACCAACACUACCACCACCAAUUAGACUUUAUUUUUACUGACCAUAGAAUAAAUUGUAAUGUUUCACUAAAGAUAAAUUCUUUGAAUCUUUGAAAAUGGUUGGACUAUAAAAGCUUAUUUAUAAACAUAAACUGUGAAAGUUUGUAAUUUAACUGUUAACUGUUUUUUUAGAAUAUUUAAACUUCCGUAUGAAUCUAAGUUAUGAUUGUCUGUUCAUUUUAAAGCAAUGUUUGUCAAUGCAAGUAUGAACUGUCAUUAUUAUAAAUGCGUAUAUUCUAUUGUAUGAUUAUAUGUUAAUUGAACCAUUUCUAUGUUAAGUUGAAUAAUGAGCUUGUCCUACUGUAUUUGGAAGUGUCCAUUAUUAAUGUAAAGGGAUGUUGGUAUCAAAAUUCUACAAAUAAGCAAGCACCUGUAUAGAUGUUAAGGCUGGUUUUACAUCACAGACAAACAUAUUGGACUAGCUCCAUACUGCCACUGGUGAUAUAGACAAGUCAUUAUUGCAGCUACCAUUUUAAAGCUGCAUGCCUCCAGAUGAGCCAAACUAUUUAAGAACAUGAAUCUUGAAAAAAAUGUAAGAAAUUAAAAAAAAAAAUGUAAAGAAGAAAAUAUGAAUAUUUGCAAUUUAACAGAUAAUUAACAUGUUAUAUGCAAGAUUUAUGCAAGUAGUGACUGGUUUUCAGUAUUAAUCACCAUAUUUCUACUGUGUGACUAAUGCCCUAAGGGUUGUUCUUGCAUAUUCUGGCCUGUUUUUGGCAUUUAUUUCCCCUUUUCAAGUGUUGUUUACAAUGUGCCAACUACUUUCUGUGUUAACUUGACAAUAUUUUACUGUUUUAUACAUUUUAAAAAUAUCCACUUAACUUGGAGUCUGGAGGCAUGCUGCUGUAAGGGUAUAUAUAACCUGUUUGUCACUGUAUGUCUAAAUUCUAUGUUAAUGUGAUCAAAUCAUUGUUCUGUGUUCUUUAUGUAUGUUACUUCUCAUAUAUUUUCCUUUGGUUGUGGUACAUUACAAGUUACAGACUCCAUCAAACUGAUAUCUACCUUAAAUAUUCUGAUCCUGUUCCUGGUAGUUUAAUUCUACAAUUCGUCACUUUAGUGCAGUAACAGGGUAAGUCCUUCUAAAUUUAAUAGGAGUUAACCAGUUAUUGCACUAAAGUGAUGUAAUUUAUUGAUAUAAUCAAUCUAGUGGUUUUACUUAGGUGAUUGGUUGUGCUAAACAUUAAGUACAUAGGUGAGCUUGAGGUCUUCCGUAGGAAGUAAAGUUGGAAAGUUUGCCAUUUGGUUAUUGUGUUGGUUCGAAUGAAAAUGCAAUAAAAAAAUCAAGUUACAGAAUUAUUGAUGAGGCAAAAAAUUGUCUUAAUCUGGUUUUCUGAAAUACCUUGUAUUUUAUGUCUAGUACUUUUUUUUUUUACAAAUUACAAAUGGCAUUUAAUUGGCAUGUCUCAUUAUAUACAAGUCCUCCUAAUAUCUUUGUUUCUUGUUGAUAAAUAUAUAUACUAGUUAUUAAAAGCCUGCAAAGGAUUGAUUCAUGGAGAAUAAUAGAACUAAGUAUUCAAUUAAAUUGAUUUACUUAUAAUUGAGAUAUUAAUUAAUUUAACUUAAUUAAUCAAGGAACACUUAACUAAUCAAGCUAACAUACAGUAUUGUAUGUAAACUCUAUGCUCACUAUCAUUAUAUGUUGUAUUUUCUAGCUCACAUCGCUGCGCCAAAUUGUUGCAUGUAGAGAUUGCUUCUUGUUGAGAUAUUUCGCUGUAUCUUUUGAAAAAAAAACGCAGUUUUGAGGUUUUUAAUAUAAAAUAUUUUUCUGUAAGAUAUAAUUCUUUACAAUUAAAGAUCUUAUUUGUCCUAGUGAAUGAUGUUGAGGUAACGGGAGUGCAGGUAACUAAAAAUCCUGCACGCCAGUUAAUGCACUGGGCAUCAAUAGGGAUACAAUUUUUCUCCCAACACAUUUUCAAUGAAAAGAUUUCCUAGCUAUUAUACAGUGCUAGCUUACAUAUCAAGUUAAAAGUGAUAAAUUUAUAGCUGCAAGUGAGAUUGUUUAAAUUUUAAUAUAUUUCAAAUUAUAAAUGAGAAAUUUGGUGUAGAAAGGAUGUACUGUAGGUUAAAACCAUUUCCAAGACAAUAAAUUGGAAUUAACCCAUUACCGCAUGAGCAUUUUGUGAGAAAUGGCUGUUUUCAUUAAAAACAUUUCUGAAAAAUGAAAACCAGUUUGGGGCCUUUUUCACUAGUAUUUGAAGCCUCUAAGGAGCGUGGGAGAGGGUU